AUGUCGUACCCCUGCCUUCGCCGCGCGGCCGUGCCGGUAAAGCGGGUCUGGCUCGGCCUCCGCGGGCGCCUCGGCCUCCGUCGAUCCACCGGUCUUGGCGAGCUGCGCAGGGAGGUCCGCACGUGCGAGUACGACGACGUGCACGUCAUGUGGGAGCUGCUCAGCGGCAUGGACGGCAGCGCGCCGCGGAAGUACGUGCACGUAGCCGCCACCGCCGCCAUGGUUGACGCCGCCGCCCGGAAGAAGCUGAGGGGGAGGAGGCGGACGAGGAGGGCCGAUGCCGAAUCCGCCGCGUGGAGCCGCCUCUUCUCUUCCUGCUGCGCCUUCUGA
Triticum turgidum subsp. durum (durum wheat) is the source of this 330-nucleotide messenger RNA. The record is from the annotation of a GenBank genome assembly. Lineage: Eukaryota; Viridiplantae; Streptophyta; Magnoliopsida; Poales; Poaceae.